CGUUCUUUCUCUCACCAAAUCACUCUCCCUGCGGAUCAAACCCAAUCAAUCGGGUCAAAUUUGAGGGGUCGAGAUAGUUUGAUCGAUGGCUUGGGUUCCAGUUUGUGUAAUCGAGCAUUUUGGAGUGAUCAGCCUGCAUCAGCCCCUGUUUACAUCAAUGUUGAGGAAACUCUGAACACUCUCAAAUAUGCUAAUCGUGCUCGAAACAUUCAGAAUAAGCCUGUUGUUAACAGAGAUGUUAUGUCGAAUGAGAUGCAAAAUAUGCGGCAGCAGCUAGAGUACUUGCAGGCUGAACUUAAUAAGGAGCUUUCUCGAGAACUACAUGAAUACCACAGCAGACGUGCUGUUGUAGAGCCGAGAGAAACAGAUGCUGAAGAUGGCUCCUGUUUUGUUAAAAGGGAUGGGCUAAAGAGGGGCUUACAGAGCAUGGAUGCAUCUGGUUAUCCCAUGGGUGAAGCCAUGACAGGUGAAAAUUACAUGGAAAUUGAUGAAGCUGUAGCAAAAGAGUGGGAGCAUGCACUCCUGCGAACAACGAUGGGCAAAGAGUUUAAUGAGUUAAACAAGCGUUUGGAGCAGAAAGAGUCAGAAAUGAAACAUUUUGGAGGGUCUAACACUGAAGCACUUAGUCAGCACUUUGAGAAGAGAAUCUUGAAACUCGAGGAAGAGAAGAAAACAGUCCAGCAAGAGAGGGACCGUUUGCUAGCUAAAAUUGAAAACCUUGCUGCUGCUUCUAAUGGACAAAGGCAGAAAAUGCACAAAGCUUAUGCACAGAAAUUAAAAUCACUUGAGACACAGAUUUUAGAUCUUAAGAAGAAACAAGAUUGUCAACUUCAGCUUUUAAAGCAAAAACAAAGAAGUGAUGAAGCAGCAAAGCAGCUUCAAGAUGAGAUAAAGACCAUCAAGGUCCAGAAGGUUCAAUUGCAGCAUAAGAUAAAACACGAGGCAGAGCAAUUUCGACAAUGGAAGGCCUCUCAUGAGAAGGAAUUGCUUCAGGUACUUGACGUUUCCCACUUAUCCAUGUAACCUGGGAUUCUUCAUUUUU
Camellia sinensis is the source of this 1042-nucleotide messenger RNA. The record is from RefSeq and is a predicted model, not a curated record. Lineage: Eukaryota; Viridiplantae; Streptophyta; Magnoliopsida; Ericales; Theaceae.